GCUGACAUUUUUAGUUUACAAAAGUCAAAACAAACUUGCACGAAGCCACUAGGUAUCAAGAACUGUAACAUACACGUAGAUAUUUUUAUUAUAGCUAUAACACAAAUAUAUUUAUUAAUAUAUAACAAAAGAAAUGUCUGAAGAGAAAAAUCCAAAAUCCAAUGGAUUGGGGGGUGACCCGAUGCAAAGACUGGCAUCAUUAAAAGGGCCUCGUGAUCUCAUGCUUGGAGCAGGCAAAGCUAGUAAAAAAGUUUUCGUUCCUAAUUUAAACGUGGCCAGAAAUAAAAAUAAAGGCCCAUCAACUGCAAAUGCAAGAGAGCAGAAGAAAGAUGAGCGUGGUAGGCGAGACCGCAAGGAUGACAGGAACAAGAACUUUAGGAAUGGCUCCAACAUCAUCAAGUCCAGUGGAGUGUUCUCAGAAGGGCUGGGAGCUGGUUCCAGAAGGCACAUUGAAAGAGGUUCAUAUAGCCGGGAUUCUGAUCCAUCUCCUGUCUUGCAGAAGCCUACCAUAAGGGUCAAAGAUGUUAUCAAGAUUGACAAAGAGCUAGAAGAGCAGAAGAUCAGGUCCGUGAUGGGGGAGAGCAGCAAUGGUGUUGAUGAGGACAGCCUGGACUUCAAGGAGGUGCUGGAUAAGGAUGCGCCCAUCAAGCUGCCUAUGGACGAUGGGAAUUGGUCGACUACCACAGCCAAGCCGAAAGUAAAGGUGAAGCAAGAGGUGAUAGUGAAGAGAGAGCCAGGAGACGACGUCGACUGCGCUAUAACACAUGUUGAGGAGAAACCGGACGUAAAGGAAAUGUUCGAGAACACAGACGUGGUCAACUUACUGAGGACAGAUAAAUCAACACUUAUACUGCUGCAGCUGCCGGACUCGUUACCAGGUCGCGGCGGUAGUGUAGACGACGACGCGCCGCGACGGAAGGCCAACAACGAUCCCUCCACAUCUGCUUCUACUGGCGAGACGGAAGAGAAACAGCCAGACAAUAGAUGCCGCCUGGCCGACCUGGAGGAAGGCCGUAUCGGGAAGCUGUUGGUGCACCGGUCGGGGCGAGUCAGUCUCGCACUCGGCGACACUAUAUUUGAGGUGUCAAUGGGUACCAAAGCAUCAUUCCACCAGGAGGCAGUCUCCAUGGGUGUUAAUGAAGGAUCCCGCUCUGCUAACCUGGUGUCCCUAGGUCCAUUGCAUCACAAACUGAACAUCCUGCCAGAUUGGGAAACCAUGUUCCGGGAUAUGCCAAUAUAAUGGCCUCUUAUGAACGUAUUUUAUUGUAAAUAAGUAAAUUGUAUAUUUAAACUAA
Manduca sexta (tobacco hornworm) is the source of this 1295-nucleotide messenger RNA. RefSeq names its product DNA-directed RNA polymerase III subunit RPC4 (gene RpIIIC53). Gene Ontology annotation, molecular function: DNA binding. The transcript has 9 exons. The record is from RefSeq and is a predicted model, not a curated record. Gene Ontology annotation, cellular component: RNA polymerase III complex. Bases 134 to 1240 code for a protein of 368 amino acids. Lineage: Eukaryota; Metazoa; Arthropoda; Insecta; Lepidoptera; Sphingidae. Gene Ontology annotation, biological process: transcription by RNA polymerase III.